GUGAUUGGUGGUGAUCGAUGUUUCCGGACACGUGUCCUAAGUGUUACCGGAGCCGCCGUGAUGCAGCAUCAGCAACAGCAGGACAUACAGAAUGUUCCCAUUGACAUCCAGACCAGCAAACUGCUGGAUUGGUUGGUGGAUCGGAGACAUUGUACGCUUAAGUGGCAGAGCAAGGUACUGCAGAUUAGAGAGAAGAUGAACCAAGCACUGCAGGACAUGCCAGAACAUGAAGAUAUCAGGAAUCUGCUGUCAGGAGCAUAUAUCAAUUACUUCCACUGCUUAAGAAUUGUUGAGAUUUUAAAGGCAACAGAAGCAGCUAGCAAGAACCUGUUUGGACGAUACUCCUCCCAGAGAAUGAAGGACUGGCAGGAGGUGAUAUCCCUAUACCAGGCUGAUAAUACCUAUCUUGCGGAGAGUGGCAGUCUGUUGGUGCGCAGUGUGAGCUACGAGAUCCCAGCUUUGAAGAAACAGAUGACUCGGUGUCAGCAACUUGUAGUAGAGAGUGAGCGUCGAGCAGAAGAGUGUGUUCAUGGAGCAGCAGAGCAGCGUGAGCAGUAUUAUAGCAGCUGUAAACGCUAUGGAAUCAAUGGAGUGGAUAUUCACAAGGAACUACAGAUGUUGGUUUGUGAUGUCCCGGCAGUGCUAAGACAGGUAGCAGUAGACACUGCUGCACUCUUACCAGCAAUCCAGCUGUAUCAGGCCUGUGUGACUUUUGUCUGUGACAGCUCCCCAGAACAGGCUCUUGUCCUUCUCCGGUAUGUGCAGGAACAUGGAGACACCACUAUGUAUGAAUGGCGCAUCGGUGAGGCCCCAGAGACCGUAGAGCGGCCACAAGUGAAUGAAGUUGAGGAGGUUCCUCAGUGCACAGGGGAUACAGAUAUUGACUGGGGAGACAUGGGGUUAAAUAUAGAUACUUCUGCUCAACAGACUACAGAGGAGAUAGACUGGGGCAUUGUUUCAGAGUCUGAGGCUGUAGGAGCAGACGGUAUAAUCUGGGGCACUGAAGAGACCGGGCCUGUGGAAAUUAUCACCGUGCUGAAAGAUGGCCUUGAUGUCCCUCAAGGUGUUGCACGGGGAUCUGAUGCACUCACUGUACUGGAAAACACAGAAAGUCGAAAUCAAUUUGUUGAUGAAUUAAUGGAGUUGGAGCUCUUCCUGUCUCAGUGGCUCCAGGAUCUGGAUGGUGAUACGGACAUUGUCACCGUUACACAGUUCCAAGCAGCUCCACCUAUUUUGCAGGGACAAAGCCGGGAUAAGGUAGCUGCCAUGCUAAUACAGGUUCGGAAUCUUAUUAGCCGCUUGACAGAUGUCAGAAUGCGCCAUCUUUUCCUGAUUCUUGCAUCUCCACGGUAUGUGGAUCGUGUAACAGAUAUACUACGACAACGUCUGAAGCAGGCCGAACUCCUGGAAAAGAAGAGGGAGGCCUGGUUGGAGAGAGGAAAAUCGGCUGAGGAGGAGAGGGUUAGCCUGCAACCAAAGUUGUUACUUCUUCAGGAGAGAAGUUGUGAACUUCAGAAGCAGAUUGAAGCAGACCUAUCUCGGAGGUAUAACAACCGCCCUGUGAAACUAAUUGGAACUGGACUUUAAUCAUCAUCAUGUGUCUUCAGAUUCGGGACUAGUUUAUACAUUAAAGCAUUAUGUCUAAAAUGUGUAUAA
Pseudophryne corroboree (corroboree frog) is the source of this 1656-nucleotide messenger RNA. It is a transcript of the gene CDK5RAP3, whose product is annotated as CDK5 regulatory subunit associated protein 3. Lineage: Eukaryota; Metazoa; Chordata; Amphibia; Anura; Myobatrachidae. Gene Ontology annotation, biological process: regulation of mitotic cell cycle; regulation of cyclin-dependent protein serine/threonine kinase activity. Bases 61 to 1587 code for a protein of 508 amino acids. The transcript is spliced from 14 exons. Gene Ontology annotation, cellular component: endomembrane system. The record is from RefSeq and is a predicted model, not a curated record.